AUGAGAUCCUCAGACUGGGCAGAUCUGCCUGAGCACCUAUUGGAUUCAGUUUUGAAGAGAUUACCAUCAACUUCAGACUAUAUGCACUUCAGCACUGUUUGUACUGCAUGGAAUUCUGUAGCCAAGCUCAACCUGAGUAGAAAACGCAUAGUUCCGAUGCUCUUGGCUUAUUCCGGUAAAGACUCUACGUGGAAUUUAUGCGACAUCACGCGUGAUAAGGUUCUUGAUUUGCAGUUGGAAUUGCCAAAGAGGAGAUAUUUUGGGUUUUCUAAGGGAUGGUUAAUAACCAUGGAUGAGAAUUCUGUAGUAACCCUUGUAAAUCCAUUCUCUAGAGUCAAAGGGAUGAGUUUUGCUGAAAAGUCAAUCAUCAAACUUCCUGCACUGAAGCGUCCACAGUGUGAUGCUCAUCACCAUUCAGACAUAUACAUCUACAAGGCUAUGAUUUCAGCUGACCCGAUUUACGCAAAGGAUUGCACUGUCGUGAUCAUAUAUGGUUACUUAAUGCAGCUGGCUUUUAUUAGACUUGAAUCACUUGAUACAGAUAAGACAUGGACUUAUAUUAACGAAGGAGUGCGGCUAAUUCAUGAUGUUGUUUAUGUUGAAGACAAGUUCUUUGCCGUCGAUGGUCAUGGUUCAGUAAUGUCUUUUCUCGUUACCCCUAACCAAGAGGUAGAUGUAAAAUUGGUUGGACAAUAUUUUGGCCAACCCAGCAUCAUCAAGAGAUAUCUGGUGGAGCUGAGUGAUCGGAAAGAACUAGUAAUGGUACAGAGGUAUCGAAUGGCCCCGCCAGAACGUGAGACAACAAAAUUCGAACUCUUUCAACUACAUGCUGAUACGCGUAAGUGGAACGAGAUAACAAGUUUAGGUGACGCUGCUCUCUUCUUGGGGGAGAACUCUUCGAUAUCUUUAAUGGCUCCAGAGGUGUUAGGAUGUUUACCCAAUUGCAUAUACUUCCUACAUGAUUAUCAUAGGGUACCUCGUAAGAAACCUCGUGAUUUUGGUUUGUAUAACAUCAAAACCGCAAGCUUCUUACCUGUUGACGACACACAAGCGGCAACCCUAAUCAAGAUGAGCAAUCAAAUACCAAUUUGGGUCAUGCCAAAAAUCAAGUUGUAA
Argentina anserina (silverweed cinquefoil) is the source of this 1116-nucleotide messenger RNA. RefSeq names its product F-box protein At2g26160-like. Gene Ontology annotation, molecular function: protein binding. The transcript has a single exon. The coding region runs from base 1 to 1116 and encodes 371 amino acids. The record is from RefSeq and is a predicted model, not a curated record. NCBI's taxonomy places the organism in Eukaryota, Viridiplantae, Streptophyta, Magnoliopsida, Rosales, Rosaceae.